CCGCGGACCGGCGCCUUCCAGACCUGCUGCCCGAUGCUGCGCGCCCUGCCCCGCGCCCUGCGCCCUCCGCGCCCCUGGAGGCCCCACUGGGCCCGCGGUUGCGCUUCCGACGGGGCGGCUGGGGGACCCGAGAUCCAAGUGCGCGCCCUGACGGGCCCCGAACAAGGAAUCACUGAGAUUCUCAUGAACAGACCGCGAGCCCGAAAUGCCCUGGGGUACGUCUUUGUCAGCGAGCUGCUGGAAGCUCUGGCCCAGCUGCGGGAGGACCGACGGGUGCAUGUCCUGCUCUUCAGAAGUGGCGUGAAGGGUGUGUUCUGUGCAGGUGCAGACCUGAAGGAGCGGGAGCAGAUGAGUGAGGCAGAGGUGGGGGUCUUUGUCCAGCGGCUCCGAGGCCUGAUGAAUGACAUUGCAGCCUUUCCUGCGCCCACCAUUGCAGCUAUGGAUGGGUUUGCCUUGGGUGGGGGCCUGGAGCUUGCCCUGGCCUGUGACCUUCGAGUGGCAGCUUCUUCGGCUGUCAUGGGGCUGAUUGAGACCACCCGAGGGCUCCUACCAGGGGCAGGAGGCACUCAGCGGCUGCCCCGCUGCCUGGGGGUGGCACUGGCUAAGGAGCUCAUCUUCACUGGCCGACGACUGACUGGGGUACAGGCCCAGGCACUGGGACUGGUGAACCACGCUGUGGCCCAGAAUGAGGAGGGUGACGCAGCCUACCACCGGGCACGAGCACUGGCCCAGGAGAUCCUGCCCCAGGCCCCCAUUGCUGUACGGCUGGGCAAAGUAGCCAUUGAUCGAGGAAUGGAGGUUGAUAUUGCUUCAGGGAUGGCCAUCGAAGGGCUGUGCUAUGCCCAGAAUAUUCCAACCCGGGACCGACUAGAGGGCAUGGCAGCCUUCAGGGAGAAGCGCCCUCCAAAAUUUGUUGGCGAGUGACCCUCCAUUUAACCUCAUGCAUAGGAGAUACAUG
Molecule: messenger RNA, 958 nt
Organism: Loxodonta africana (African savanna elephant)
Lineage: Eukaryota; Metazoa; Chordata; Mammalia; Proboscidea; Elephantidae
Gene: ECHDC2
Product: enoyl-CoA hydratase domain containing 2
Exons: 10
Coding region: 34-924 (296 amino acids)
Biological process (GO): fatty acid beta-oxidation
Cellular component (GO): mitochondrion
Molecular function (GO): catalytic activity
Source: RefSeq, a predicted model, not a curated record